GUCUUCAAAAUGGAUGCCACACACAUACACUGGCUGAGCGCACAGAGAGGAAGGGAAACUGAUCCUCUCUUGGAGAAAUAUUUGGAGCUGCGUCGUACACAUCUGAUAAAAGGCAGACGGCCUGUGUGUGUCUGUAUCAUGUUCUCAGGGAGUGAGGCACUUGAUGUUCUGAAGACAUUUAGCAACCAUGAGGAGCAGUUCUCUCUGCAUUGCAGCAUUGUGGCUGAGGAGAGCGGGGAGAAGAGAGCCUGUGUGGCACACUGAGGCCGAGCACCCAAUCAGGCACCUCCGAGUGGUGCUGGAGCCAAUCGGCAGUCUGCAGUUGAGGUUAAAGAUUGACAAUUGUAAGAGAGAGCAGCAGGGAGAGAAGGCCUUCUGGGAAACCUGGAUCCAUCUUUUCCAUCAACCCCCAACGCCCACAAUAAUUGAAAAAGAUUAAAGAAUAGGCUGAAGAAUCUAUAUGUGAGUAAGGACAAAGUGUGGCAGAGGAAGAAGGAAAAGAAACGGCAACAAAGGAAAUGGAGAUCUCAACACGAUCCAAAGUUUCAGAAACAGGGUCAGCGGAGCGGACGGCCCAAAAACGAAAGAUGCCAAGUCCCUCUCACUCAUCCAAUGGUCACUCCUCUGCUGAAACGUCUCCCUCUCCAACGAAAAAGAAGAGGAAACCAGGUGCUGUCAGCAGUAGCAAAGACCAGUCAGAACUAAGACAUGGUCCCUUUUACUAUGUGAAGCAGCCAGCACUCACCACAGACCCUGUUGAUGUUGUACCGCAGGACGGAAGGAAUGACUUCUACUGCUGGCUGUGCCACCGCGAGGGUCAGGUGCUCUGCUGUGAGCUCUGCCCGAGGGUGUACCACGCCAAGUGCCUCAAACUACCAGCCGAGCCCGAGGGCGACUGGUUCUGUCCGGAGUGUGAGAAAAUAACUGUUGCCGAGUGCAUAGAGACUCAGAGCAAAGCCAUGAUGAUGCUAACUAUAGACCAGCUGUCUUACCUUCUAAAGUUUGCCCUUCAGAAGAUGAAACAACCAGGUGAUCAUCCCCGCUUGUCAUCUCGCUCCCCCCAUGCAGCUUCCACGCAGAGAAAGACUUUUAAUUGGACUGAACCCUUCCAGAAACCUGUCUCUCUGGAACAGCAUCCAGAUUAUGCAGAGUACAUUUUCCAUGCGAUGGAUCUUUGCACACUUGAGAAGAAUAUCAAAAAGAAAAUGUAUGGCUGCACUGAGGCCUUCCUGGCUGAUGCAAAAUGGAUUUUGCACAACUGUAUAAUAUAUAACGGAGGCAAUCACAAACUCACAGCUACAGCUAAGGUUAUUGUCAAAAUCUGUGAACAUGAGAUGAACGAGAUUGAAGUUUGUCCUGAGUGUUAUCUGUCUGCUUGCCAGAAGAGAGACAACUGGUUUUGUGAGCCUUGCAGUAACCCUCACCCUCUUGUGUGGGCCAAACUGAAAGGAUUUCCAUUCUGGCCCGCUAAAGCUCUGCGAGACAAAGAUGGACAGGUGGAUGCUCGUUUCUUCGGUCAACAUGACAGGGCAUGGGUUCCCUUAAACAACUGCUACCUUAUGUCAAAAGAGAUUCCAUUCUCUGUGAAGAAGACCAAAAGCAUCUUCAACAGUGCCAUGCAAGAGAUGGAGGUCUAUGUGGAGAACAUGAGGAAGAAGUAUGGCGUGUUUAACUACGCCCCCUUCAGGACACCCUACACCCCCGACAACAACUUCCAGAUGCUGCUGGGUUCCUCCAACCCCUCGUCCACUCCAGCCAAACCUGAGAAACAGGAGAAAAUCAAGCUGAGUUUUGAUAUGACAGCUUCACCCAAGAUUCCUGUGGCAAGGACCAUGUUGCCUGGGACUGGGGUUGGAGUGGGAGGUGGAACUGUUAGUUGUCGGCUUCCUCUCAGUGACAUGCCUCGCUCCCCCAUGAGCACUAACUCCUCUGCCCACACUGGGUCAGAUGGAGAGCAGGAGACAGCGGACAAGGCACAGGCAAAAACCCCCAACAGUCAGCACAGUGCAGGAGAAGAGUCCAUGGACUGUACAGCAUCACCUGUCCAUUCUCACCUUGGUCCUGCAGGCAGUUCAUUGGACAGCCCCAAACCAUUCCAUGCUCAAGCUCCAACCAUCCCCAAGAAGGAGAAGACACCACAGACAGGAAGCAUUCUGAACCUCAAUUUAGAUAGGAGCAAAGCCGAAAUGGACCUAAAAGAGCUUAGUGAAACAGUUCAGCAGAAACAAGGAACCACGCCAGUCCUCACAUCUCCAAAAAGACAGAUUAAGAGCCGUUUUCAGCUGAAUUUGGACAAAACCAUUGAAAGUUGCAAAGCACAGCUGGGUAUAGAUGAGAUCUCUGUGGAUGUGUACAAAGGUGUGGAACAAAGUGACUCCGAUGAGUCUGAUAAAUCCGACUCGAGUGACAGUGAGUAUGCCAGUGAUGACGAGCAAAAGACCAAGGAUGGCCAGGACGCAGCCUCCAAGGAGGACACCCCCAAAAGUAAAGUCAAAGAGCAGUCUUCCUCAAGCAAAGAUAAGGAGGGUAAAACUGACACGCUCGUGGCAUCCAAGUGUGACGACACUAUGACAACAACAACAUCAGAUGCUCCGGCUCAAGAGAAAAUAAGCAUGGAUUCAGAAAAAGAGAGUCCAGAGAAGACCAAAGCACUUCAAACAUUACCUCAUCCUGAGGAGAAGAUGCAGUUGAGAGAAGAGUCAAUGCAGCCUGUGCCCGUGGAUGAUUCUGACUCGGAGAGGGAGCUGGUUAUUGACCUAGGAGAGGAACAAGGACGCAAAGACAGGAAGAGGAGCAGGAAAGACACCACCACUGUGAAAGAGGCACCUGCAGGCAAAGCCCUGACCCCUUCUCAAAACAGUACUGCACUCUCCAUCCCCUCUACUGUUUCCACACAGUCCCCAAUGGCCAUUUCUGUCACCAUGGUCCCCUUCACAGCUCCCUCUCCUGCAACCAUAAGCCUUGCAGCCAUGUCCAGUGCCACAGCUUCUCCCCCUUCUUCCUCCUCCUCCUCCUCUUCAGCCUCUACCACCCCAGCGUUGAAGAAACAGCGUCCUCUGCUGCCGAGGGAGACCGUGCCAGUGGUGCAGAGAGCUGUGGUGUGGAAUCCCACUGCCAAGUUUCAGACAUCCUCACAAAAGUGGCACAUGCAGAAGGUGCAACAACAAAACCAACAACUUGUGGCAAGCACCCAAAGUCAGGUGACAUCACCCAGGCAAAGCCAGGGACAAGUGCUGAGCCAGACACAGGCUGGGAACGCCUCAACAGCCGUGUCCUCAUCUUCAGCACAAAGCACACGCUAUCAGACCAGACAGGCUGCCAAAGCUGUUCAACAAAAAGACACUCUCAGCACAAACACAUCUGCUGUCACCCUGGUAUCCAGUAGUCCAGCUUCUGUUGCCAUGGUGGCAGCAUCAAGUCUGAGCACAGCUGCUUCAUCAUCGCCAGUGGCGACAGACCAGUAUAUCCCCACCGUCUCUGCAGAUGUGGCUGCAGACAUUGCCAAGUACACAAAUAAGAUAGUGGAUGCGAUCAAAGGUACAAUGACCGAAAUCUACAAUGACCUUUCUAAGAGCACUUCAGGAAACACAAUAGCAGAGAUAAGACGAUUGAGAAUUGAAAUAGAAAAACUACAGUGGCUGCAUCAACAAGAGUUGUCCGAGAUGAAGCACAAUCUCGAGCUGACAAUGGCAGAGAUGAGGCAGAGUCUGGAGCAGGAGAGAGAGAGGUUGGUAACUGAGGUGAAGAAACAGAUGGAGCUGGAGAAGCAACAAGCAGUGGAUGAGACAAAGAAGAAACAGUGGUGUGCAAGCUGCAGGAAAGAAGCCAUCUUCUACUGUUGCUGGAACACCAGCUAUUGUGAUUACCCCUGUCAGCAAGCUCACUGGCCUGAACACAUGAAGUCCUGCACUCAGUCAGCCACAGCUCCACAGCAGGAACCUGAGGCUGAGUCGACAUCAGACCUGCCAAACAAAGGGUUAGGGCAGACUAACAGUGGCCCAAACCCUCUCAGAGACAUGCCCGUCUCUGCACCUUCAGAUAAAGACUGCGACUUGGAAAAAUGUGCUGACAGUGUCUCUGUCACUUUGUCAUAACCCACUUCGCCAUACUUGAAAAUGUAAAUGCAUAUGUUUUGGGGGGGUUUUCACUACACGGAUAUGUACAAGUACAUCGUUCUGUUCAAGUGGUUGUUAAAGGAGUAAUCUAAAGUAUUUUUAUUUAUACAUUUGUCUGCCUUUCAGGGCUCACACACUGACCCCACCUCUAUGAUCUUUGAAAAAAAAAUGUAGAAACAGGACUAGCGGCAGAGUUAAUAACCAGUAGAGGGGGCAGUUUAAAAUAUACACUGCAUAUGAAUGCACUUUGUUGCAGACUACAGACAGCUGUCAGUAUCUAUCAGAGCAUGCUUGAGUGUCACCAAACAUACACACAGUGUAAAGGACAACAAUAUAACCAUUUAAAACUGCAAAAAUGUAACCUAUGUUUAAGGACCACUUCAGUUUUAGAGUAGAUGACUGUUGACAGAAAUGUCUGUACCUUUAAUUUUGUGUUCUAUAAUAAUUUAUUUGUUAUUCUAUUGUUGCCUGCUGUAUAUUGCAAAGAAAAAUAUAAAAAAUAUUUAAAUGAG
This is a messenger RNA of Solea solea (common sole), 4627 nucleotides long. It is a transcript of the gene zmynd8, whose product is annotated as zinc finger, MYND-type containing 8. Gene Ontology annotation, molecular function: protein binding. The transcript has 21 exons. The record is from RefSeq and is a predicted model, not a curated record. Bases 519 to 4094 code for a protein of 1191 amino acids. Lineage: Eukaryota; Metazoa; Chordata; Actinopteri; Pleuronectiformes; Soleidae. Gene Ontology annotation, biological process: regulation of DNA-templated transcription.